CAUCUGGAUCAACACAGCGGGCGGUAUGUCAUGGUUAAUAUGUAACACUCAGAGCACACUUGCACUUUGUUUCCCCAAAUAAUAGAUGAAACUUUCAGACGCAGUCUUGCCCCAGCUGAAUGGUUGUUCACCCAAACCUUCCCAGAAUUAUGGCAGUACACAAAAUGACGAUGGGAUUUAUUUUUAUUCUAACCUACAUGUGCUUCCUGACUCCUGUCCACCAAGCACAACGUGCAAAAAGUGGCACAAUCUCACAUCUUUCCUUCAAAAACAUGGACUUUGCCAUGAAGCUCUACAGAAAAAUAUCCACUUACCACGACAAGAACAUCUUUUUCUCACCUCUGAGUAUCUCUACCAGCUUUGCUGCCCUCUUAAUGGCUUCUGACGGCGUCACGCAUGAGGAGUUACUCAGGGGUCUCAACCUGGAGCAGCUGGAGAGGGCUGACCAGCCAGAACUUAUCCCACAACUUUUCCAACUCCUUAAUGAGAACAUCACACGGAAUGGAUCACUGAAACUGGACCAAAGCAUGGCCCUCUUCAUGCGCCAGCAAUUUCAGGUAGAGAAGCAAUUUGAAGAUCAGAUCAAGAAGUUUUUUGAUGCUGACAUCAAAACUGUAGACUUUGCAGACGCAAAAGGGACUGUCAAGGUCAUCAAUGAUUACAUCAAGCAAAAGACUGAGGACAAAGUGACAGAGGUGAUUUCUAGCCUGGAUGCACAGACCCAGCUCAUGCUGAUCAACACAAUCUUCUUCCAGGGAGCCUGGCAGCUGCCUUUCAACCCCAACUUCACUAGAAGUGCACCCUUCUACAUUGACAACUAUAAUAUUGUGCAAGUGCAGAUGAUGUUUAAAGAGGACAAGUUCUACACAUUGGAAGAUCCUACUCUUGGAGCCAAAAUGCUGAAGCUACCAUACCAGGAAGGUGUUUCCAUGCUCAUCUUGCUACCUAACAAAGACACAGACUACACUGUAAUUGAUGAUGAGAUCUCUGCUAGGAAGUUCCUCAACUGGGUUAGAAUGCUGCGAAAAAUGAAACUGGAGGUCAACAUGCCCAAAUUCAAAAUGGAGCAGUCAUAUUCCCUGCACAAUCUUCUGCCAGAUAUGGGCAUGGCCAGUAUCUUCAGUAAUGCAGCCAAUCUGACAAGGCUGAGUAAGAACUCAAGUAUCAAAGUGUCAGAGGUGCUGCACAAGGCUGUGAUUGAGGUAGAUGAGUUGGGGACCAUUGCAGCAGCUACAACAACAGUUGGCAUCAUUCCAUAUUCCUUACCCAGGACCUUCAUCAUUGACAGACCAUUUUUCUUCUUCAUAUACCAUGAAGAAACAAACUGCCUGUUGUUCAUGGGCAGGGUGAUAGACCCCACCAAAUGAAAUGCUUGUGCUGAUCUGUUCUGUGAAAGCCCACUUAUAGGUGACAAAUAUUAAUAAAGACUUUACAUUGA
Molecule: messenger RNA, 1438 nt
Organism: Lates calcarifer (barramundi perch)
Lineage: Eukaryota; Metazoa; Chordata; Actinopteri; Centropomidae
Gene: serpina10b
Product: serpin peptidase inhibitor, clade A (alpha-1 antiproteinase, antitrypsin), member 10b
Exons: 5
Coding region: 120-1367 (415 amino acids)
Biological process (GO): blood coagulation; negative regulation of endopeptidase activity
Molecular function (GO): serine-type endopeptidase inhibitor activity
Source: RefSeq, a predicted model, not a curated record